AUGUCAAAACAGCCCCCUGAAGAUAGAGGUGAAGCAAGGAAGAUGAACACCUUCAAUAACCUGAUAAGCCAGCUCCUAAACAAGCGGUCUCCCACGAAAUCCCAGUCGCAAUCCAAGACUUUGCACCUACUGGAAAGAAACCAGUCGCUACCGCCAGCGAAUGGUGAGCGUCAGGAACCGCUCGACGAUUCACCGACUCCCAAGAGGCGAAAACUGGCUCAGUCAAGCCCUAUAGGCAAGGCACCAGGACCCACGCCUUCAUCCAGCAAAUCAGAACCAGCAGGGUCAUCAAUAUUUGCCAUCAACAAUGAAAAUGUUAGGCUAUCACCUGCGGCCAAAACUGUGGCAUUCUCUGAUGAAGUGAAGUCCUCGCCAACUCAGCGUACUAUAGGAUCAUCUUCCUUUUUAUUUCCAGCUUCAAAGCCGUCCAAAUCUAUCCUUAGAAAUGGGAUAGGGAUUGAAAAGAGCGUUAGCGACUUGACUUAUGAUAAGCUUGAGUCUUCGUCAAAACUCGCUGGUCGAGGAAAGCCGUUAGAACAUUUCUCCAGGGCCAAGGAUCCUAGCUGUUUGGAGUUCUGGACCAGCGGUGAAGUACACAAUUUAGGUGACGCAAGAAACGUUAAGGAAUUUAGACAGGUUCUGGAUGGUGGUUUAAUGAUGUUGGCUAGGACCGAUAGCGAGUCGGUUGCUCGGAGGUUCGAGAUAUACGCAACAUUCAACACUAUAAUUACAGUUUUGCCUGCAGUUGACGCCUCUGAGGUCAUGGAAAGGAGAGCAACUCAGGUUAUUGGCAGUUUGGACAGGAUUGUAAAUAUAUGCCUGCCACAAUUAAAGGCAGAACAGAAGAAGCUAUUGGAUGCCGAAGAUAAGAAAGAUCCAUUCGUCUCUAGGCUUUAUAUCCAAAUUUUGCGUUUCUUUGGGUCUCUUCUCUCUAAUUAUCGUAUUGUUAGGUCCUUAACGAAGGUUGCGCCAUUACGGGAUAGACUUAAGGAAGUCUUCGAACUGUCUUCAGUCGCACUAAUACACCAAAAUUCCAAUAAAGCCAUAAUCGGGGCACAGUUUUCUUUUCUCGCUGAUGAGAAAUAUGGACCAUACUUUAUGAAUAGGGACGAGGUUUCCAACAUAAUACAUGCAGUGCUAAACACGAAGGAGAUCCAAAGUGCCAAUCUGGUUUGUGAGAAACUCUUUUUGCUCAAGAGGCUGAUUUCGAAACACACAAGUGUGAUGUUGCAAUUGCUUCCAUUAUGGUUACCCAAAGAAGUUCUUUCAAGGACCCUGAUGGAAGAUGAUAGUUGUACGAUUACGAUUCUGCAGGCGGCAAUUUCAGUGCUAUUGGAGCUUCUUAAGAAAUCCAUCGAUUCUUCCAUCAGGCAACAUGAUAUAGUUAAAUGUGUCAGAGAAUCACUAGCCAAGGAUACUUUACCAGAAAAGCUUCGCAAUAAAUCAUUAAAUGACGGAAACAUGAACUAUAGUACCAUGACUUUAGAAGAACUCGUGCAGAAGCAAAUAACAUAUCUUAUUGUGUUCAAAAAAGAAUACAAGCUCGCUAUGGAUCUGUGGCUGGCAAUGAUGGGACUUCUCUAUAACACCACAAGGACCCUUCUCGAAUUGAGCGACUCAGACGCGCGUGGAUGGCUAAAACUGAAUCAUAUCUGUUUCUUAUCCGGCGAUUCGCCAAUCAAGUUGAUAGCAUUGAAAGCCUGGAGAAUUAUCAUUUAUUGCACCUGGUCACAUAUUAAAGGCAAAUCUUCGGCUCAUGACUUUGCUUUAGUUCGUAUUCUCAAAAAACCAUUCGAUUUUACAGCGAAUCAUGAGUCAGAUCUCAACGUUGGUGAGGGUCUUCUGUAUUAUCUAACGGGCCUCAUUUACACAACAUGUGGUGCUCCCAAAUCACACAAAGCUGACAUGUUUCCAUUUUUCUGGAAUCAGCUUAUUGCGCCUAUUUACUCCCAGUAUAUUUUCAAGUCCGGAAAUAUACUGUUUCGUUCUAGGGCCAUAAAGCUGCUUUUGAAAUUAAUCUCGAAGGAGAGAGAAGACAAGUCCCAUAAGCUUGAAAGAAAAAGAACUCCUGUAAUAAAAGUUAUUUCCACAUCCGGAGUUGCCCUUAAUGAUAUUCAACCCGUUCCUGCAAGUUUGUUGCAAGCCAGUUUUGAAUCAGUGAUGAGACUCAUUUUUUGCGCAAUAAGAUCGGAUCUAGCCGAUUGGGCUGCAAACUACGAGUUGUUUAUUAGUCUUGUGGACUUAUUACCCUCUGAACUUGCCGAUGAAAUGCACUUUAACAGCUUCCUAGAAAUAGCUUUGGAACUGUCAAAGGCAGGGAAAUCCUCUAUCUCAUCGGAUAUGUUUCUUCGCCUCUCCUCAGCUAUGGCGGGACCAUUUGGGGAUCUGAUUAUCAGAGACGGAAAAAUCUUCGAGACACUUGUGGAGGCUACCGAUCACUUACCGGAGCACCAAGCAGACUCUAAAUUGAAGUUGCUAAAGGAGUUUAGCAAGAAACUCAAGGGAAGAGUUUCUGAUCUCCGCAUUAUGGAGAUAUUUGUGGGAAUAGAUGAUGCAUCGUGUAAGCAGUAUGUCUCCAACUGGAUCGGCUCAGUCAUAUUAUCGCCUGAGAUCUCGCCUACUGACUAUAAAAGCCUGUUAAGGAUCGUCCAGUCAGUUCGUUCCGCUGAAGCGAUCGAAAAUCUUCUUCGAUUUUGCUCUAAGUUUGUUCGUAACGUGAAUUUGUUCGAGUUGCUUCAGUUAGGUGAAUGGAACGAUGAACAAUAUAUUCGGUUCGUCAAAGUCUAUGUGAGUUAUAACUCACAUAGACUGGAGUAUCCCGAGGAUCUAUUUAAAGAGCAACUGAAAGACGCGCUUGGUUCGCGCGAGAAGGCAUUUAAGCAGGUAGUGCCUGAGCUCAUCCGUCACAAACUUUUUGACGUCAUAAAGGAAGUCAUUGCCAGUAACCUCAGAUUAGCAGAUAUUUUAUUAUCUGAAUAUGGAUCUUCAUCUUCGGCUAUUCUUCCUGUUGACCAGCUGCCGAACUUCAUAUUGAAUCUUCAAACUUUCAGUGGUUCCGGGCAGCUUUUCAUUACAAAAUGGGCUUUGAGUCUUGACAAUCCAGAAGAAUUGUUCGCCGGGGGCAAAGCAUUUUUUGAUUUCAUAUUCCAUUUAGAACCUGAUGGCAGUGUUACGGGCGAUCGCAGAGCUUUGAUAGAUCAAAUACUCGAGAGGCUUUAUGAACAUGGUUCUUGGGCAAACUUGAGUGAUUUCAUCAAGGUUUGCAUUGCCUGUCAUCAAACAAGCCCUGUCGAGCAGCUGUUCAAAAUAAAGGGAUCACGCAAACUUCGUUUACUCUCGCCGGCAGCAAUUGCCUUCAUGGUUGACAAGUGCGGAUCUUUAAAUGCAGAUCUCAAAGAAUACAUAAAGGAGGCGUACUACAGCAUGAAUGUAGAUUUUAUUCUGGAAGUGACAGGCAGUUUACUCGACUUGAGGAAGGUCGAAUGCUUCGAUUUUUGGGGAGCACAGUUUUUGGUCUUUUUCAUCACUAAAGCCCAAUCUUUUGAAAAUUCAGUACAGAACGAAUGCCGAGAGCUGUUUAAGAAGUUCAUAAAUAUCCUGCUGGACCAGUCAGAUAAGCUCAUUAUUCCGUUUGUGGGCAGCAUGUUGAAAAUAAUGGCAAGUGAUGUGACAUCUUAUACUUUAGAUUUAUUUGAUUUCCUCAUCCAGCACUCCAAAACCCAACCUGUCCUUGAAAAUUUGAAAUACUGUAAUGACCUUGUGGAGAAACUUCGAAAGGGAGUACCUCUUGAGGAAGCAGAUUUGGUCGAACCAGAUGGUGCUAAUUCCAAGGACAAGAUAGGAAAGCCCAAUGAAUUGAUCGUGAAUCAUUUGAAGGGACAUGAAGAAUUGCAAAAGUCAUCGGCGCAGGGCUCAAAUCGCCAUUUAGAGAUAUCGAAAAGUGAGCCAGAAGUUCAGGUUCCAGCAACGCAAAAAACUGAUGGAGAUACCAGGGAUUCAGCAGACUUUGCAUCGGCAGCUGCUGGCACCGACAGCCUUUUAUCUUCUAAUUCAACCGACCUUGCGACCUUGCCUACUGUGUUAAAUGCAUCGCAAUUGGAAAAUGACAAUGCUAGUAGCAGUGAAAGCUUUAGGAACUUAUCUGACUCCAGGACUGAAAAUCCUGAUACAGCUAUUGCAGGGAUCGAAGAUGAUCAAAACUCUGUAAACAGGGCAGAAAUUGCUUUCAACACAGACUACACGUCAGAGACAACGAAGCAAGAAUCAACGAAGAUCAAAGCUCCGCAACCGGUUAAUUCCCCAAACACCGAAAGUUCUACCCCUUCUGGUCAAAAUCUCAAAUAUCGGAAAGAAAGUACUGCAUCUGAGCGCAAUGGUGAUGAUUUCGCGGAUGUUGAGAUGGAUGAAGACGAUGAGUUUCUGAAAACGAUGGAGAAUAAAAUCGCUGUUGGGUCGCAUGAACUGCAAUCUCUUGCUGACAGCCAAUCUGUAGAGCUGCCGGGCACACAGCCAGCUGCUGCUGCGCGAACAGAGUCUGAGUCAAAGAUUCGUUUCCCUAUUUUCAAUUUCUCAAAAUUGGCGAGUACAGCCGCUAAGGACGGUACGCCUGUGCAACUAGAGCACUUACCACAUAAAGAUGUUGUUACGAAUACGGCUCAGCCGGAAACCAUAACGGAUGAGCUUGAGAAACAAGGAGAUCUGAGUCGCAUGGAGGAGGCAAUGUCACAGGAAGCAACGGCUUCACUUCGCAUUCAUUUCCCUUCCAAGAAGGCGCGUCGACUGGUGAGCAGAUUGCGCGCGUUGACUAUAGAAGAUAUUUCUAACUUGACUCAUGAGGAGAAGAGAAACCUUCGAAUCGAACUGCUAGACUUUCUCAUGAACCUGGAGCACGAGAAGUAG
Molecule: messenger RNA, 4899 nt
Organism: Torulaspora globosa
Lineage: Eukaryota; Fungi; Ascomycota; Saccharomycetes; Saccharomycetales; Saccharomycetaceae
Gene: RIF1
Product: DNA-binding protein RIF1
Exons: 1
Coding region: 1-4899 (1632 amino acids)
Biological process (GO): telomere maintenance
Cellular component (GO): nucleus
Source: RefSeq, a predicted model, not a curated record